AUGUUUGGAGCUGUUUGUUCAGGUAGACAAUUACAAAUGGCCAGUCAGGUCGCCGAAAAUAAAUUCAUUAUCACCAUACCUAAUGCUUCCAAUAUCUCCCAUUUGGCCAUAUUCUUAUUACCUAACAGUGAAUUUAAUAUCAAUUAUACUGCGUUGAUCUUCUUUCAAUUACCUAACUCACAAGAUUUUAAGUUAUUAGGUGGUUUGAAUGCCAAUAAACCAAGUGGGAUUUAUAAAUUGAAUAAUAAUGUUAAAUCAAAUAAUGAAGAUAUGAUCAUGGAAGAUGAUAUUGAUACCAAUGAUAACUACACUAUUAACAUUGGUCUUUCUAUAGAGCCUACUGCUGACGCAGAAUUACAGUUGAAUCAAGAAAAACUCAAACAAUCGGGACAAUCGACAGCUUUGGUCAGACCAGCCAAACAACCAGUUAAUGUUAAUGAUACGGCUACUUUAGCUAAUAAGAUUGUAGGUCAUGCUUAUAACUACUUAACUAGCUUCAUUGAUGGUAAUGGGAUGGUUCCAAUCAAGGCAUUUGAUACUUGGUGGGAGAAAUUUAAAGGAAAAUUGAAUAAUAAUCCAAAUUUUCUAAACGAACUAGAUGCUUAA
Molecule: messenger RNA, 606 nt
Organism: Yamadazyma jaroonii
Lineage: Eukaryota; Fungi; Ascomycota; Pichiomycetes; Serinales; Debaryomycetaceae
Source: the annotation of a GenBank genome assembly